Raphanus sativus (radish) is the source of this 1375-nucleotide messenger RNA. RefSeq lists its product as uncharacterized. NCBI's taxonomy places the organism in Eukaryota, Viridiplantae, Streptophyta, Magnoliopsida, Brassicales, Brassicaceae. The transcript has 5 exons. Gene Ontology annotation, biological process: response to abscisic acid. The coding region runs from base 209 to 1210 and encodes 333 amino acids. The record is from RefSeq and is a predicted model, not a curated record.
UUUAGGGCAGAGACUUUGUUUCUUUUUAAAAUGCUUCUUCAAUUAGAGGCCAUGGCUAUGUUUAAGCAACUUUUAACGGUCUUUCCAAGAAUCUCGGAGACACAAGAUUCGUGGACAUGCACACAUUUCCUUCUCUUAUAUGUUAUCUGAGAAUCAAAGUUCCAAACAGAAAAAUUUUCAAGGCUUUUUGUCUUUUUCUUUUCUUUAGAUGAUGUCGCCUCAACUUGAUCCGGUGGCUGAGCUUGAAACCUUAAAAACACAUGUUGAUCAUUCAGCAACUGGUGAAGCUUCAAAGUUGUCACCUACUGGCUCAACGAGAAAGGAAAAUGAGCAUCAUGAAGAACACUCUCACCAUAAGAAAUCUUUGUUAUCCAAAAUGAAGGAUAAGGCUAAAAAACUGCAGCACAGUCUCAGCGGCAAGAGGAGACAUGAUGAAGAAGGUGGUGAUGCAACCAUGUCGCCGCCGUUUUGCAGAUCAGAAGACCACCAAGUUAGACAAGCAGGAGGUUAUGCGACACUUUCACCACGUGACAAGUCUAAAUAUCUUAAAGAGAGAGAAGAAGGAGAAGUAGAUCCUGAAUAUCUUGGAGCCCCAAUGUAUGAAUCAAAGAGGGCACCCGAAGAGUUAAAAGAGACUGCGAGGCAGCAUCCCCGGGAAACUCCUGUGAUCACUGAGACUAACGUCUUGUCUGUUCUCCCACCCAGUCACAACGCUGAACAAGAACACAAGGAUUGCACAGGUUCAAAAGCUAUUAGUCCAAACAAGACAGUAACAGAAACCGUAACAGAGACGCUAGCACCUGCUUAUGCUAAAGUCUCUGAGGCUACUCACGCUAUAACUAAAAAGAUUCAAGACAUGGCUUUUCCGGAAUCAACAGAAGCAGAACGGAAGGCAAAUGAUGUUUCAGAAAUCAACACUGCAGGAACUAACCAACCGGCUGGCUUCAACACUAAGGUAUGGGACAAAGGCGUAUCAAUGAAAGAAUACAUAAGCCAGAAGUUUGAGCCUGGGGAAGAUGAUAGAGCACUUUCUCAAGUGAUAACUAAAGCUAUCAGUCCUCGCAAAGCUUCCUCUGAGGCUUCUACAUUUGGUGGAGCCACAAACAUGGCAUCUGCUCCAAAUUCAGCAGGCAACAAAGGUCCCCUUUUAGCCAACACGAAUGAAAUUGUUGAGGUAGAGAAUCAUGGGAAGAUGCUUCAACCAAACUGAAGAACAAAGAGGGUUUCUUUAAUCUGUGUUGUCAUCCACGAAGCCUCUCUGUAAAAAAAAGAAACUUUCUAUUUCAAUCAUCUCUUUUCUCUAUUAUACCAAAACUCAGAUUCAUAGUCUAAAGUCUCUUGUUUUGUUUUAUUUUGUUUGUUCAAACUCAUUGUU